GUAGGCAAAAUUCAGUUAACUGUUCCGAGGGAACCAAAAUGGAAACUUGCAACCGGGCAAUGUGCUUUCUCUUACUUGCAUUCACUUUUCACCAGGCUGAACUGACAGUGUUUCUAUCAGCCAGUGACGCAAAUAAAGUUAUUGCAAGAACAAAGCGUGCCAGAUUCAUGAUUUUUGAGGAGAUCCUCCAAGGUAGUUUGGAAAGAGAAUGCCUCGAAGAAAGGUGUGAUUAUGAAGAGGCAAGGGAAGUAUUUGAAGACACUGAAAAAACUGACAAGUUUUGGAAUGGCUACUUUGGUGGUAUGCGAUGUUCCUCAAACCCCUGCCUGCAUAAUGGUGUAUGCAAGGACAGCAUUCGCAGUUACACAUGCGACUGUAGAGAUGGUUUUGAAGGAACCAACUGUGCUUUUGCUAAAAAUGAGUGUCGCCACGAAAUAAAUGAGGGUUGCCAACAUUUCUGCUAUCCAGAACUGAAGUCUUAUCGCUGUUCAUGCACAAAAGGCUAUAAACUUGGGCAAGACGAUAAAUCAUGCAUUCCCAAAGAUGAGUGUGCAUGUGGCAGACAGAAGAACCACUUACUGAUGCAGCUGAAUGCAACUGAAAAGAUGCAGAGAGGAUACCCUUGGCAGCAUGCUGUCUAUUUUGCUUUCAAGGUCCUGCUCUUAAACGCAAAAGGAGAAUGGUUCUGUGGAGGUGUUCUACUAAAAACUAAUUUUGUACUGACUACAGCUGGAUGUGCACUGCUGUCUCCCAUCAGUGUUGUGAUUGAUACUUGCUAUUCCCUAAAUGGAGGUACAUUCCACAGCAAGAGCUUGGAACUCAAGAGCAGACUUUCCUGAGUAUCAACCAUCUAUGAUCUGCAGGGAAUGCUCUGUUGGCGGUGGUACUACUGGGUGCUGUGCAAUUGGUACUGACCUGUGACAUGGCCUUCUUGAUAGCACUUCCCCAUUUAUGAAAUGCCCUCCCUGGUGAGAUGCAUCUGUCUCUCUCAUUAAAAUUCAGGAGGAAUUGAAAAACAUUCCUGUUCACCCAGGCAUUUGACGGCUGAAACAUACUGGCAAUAGUUGAACUUUGUUUUUAUUGUACUUUUAAUGGUUUUUAUUGUAUGGUUUUGGGGUUUUUUUGCUUGUUGCAAACCACUUUUAUGUUUUUAAAUGAAAUAGCAAAUAUAAAUACGUUUAUAAAUAAAUAAAAUACUGUUCCUGGUAACCUUAAUAUUAUUAGCUGUGAAGAUAUGCGGCUGUUUUUAAAUGUUUUCAUUUUAAUUUUUUUAAUUUGUAUUUUGCUGUUUUGUGAUUUGCCACCCUCAGCUCCUUUGGGAGGAAGGGGGAUAGAAAUUUAAUAAUAAAUAAAUAACAGAAGUGGCCUUUGAAGGCCUGCUUGGAGGGGCCAAGCUGCUGUAAUGAUAAAAUUUGUGUGGCAACAUUCACCAUUCAUUGCUUGUCCGCUGCAAGCUCAUCAGCCUUCUAGCUUUUUCCAAGUGUGGCUAUGGGGUAAGUGGGUAAACAUAAGCGAAUUCCUGUCAGUUCCAUAUCAAAGGUUUGCAUUCCCACCAAAAAAGGAUCUACCCACAGUCCAGAUGGGUUUGGGAACUAGCAAUAUAACUUGAAUAGGAGACCUAUAGAAAAUUGUUCUAUAUUAAUUCUAUUACAUGGCUGUGACAAUUUAAUGUAGCAUUGAUAUAGGUUUUUGUUACUAUUGCGUGAUCAAUGUGAUCACAUAGUAAAGAAAAGCUAUUGCAACAACUAACAGGUGCACCAUU
Rhineura floridana is the source of this 1762-nucleotide messenger RNA. It is a transcript of the gene PROZ, whose product is annotated as protein Z, vitamin K dependent plasma glycoprotein. The transcript has 8 exons. Gene Ontology annotation, biological process: blood coagulation; proteolysis. Gene Ontology annotation, cellular component: extracellular region. The coding region runs from base 39 to 839 and encodes 266 amino acids. NCBI's taxonomy places the organism in Eukaryota, Metazoa, Chordata, Lepidosauria, Squamata, Rhineuridae. Gene Ontology annotation, molecular function: calcium ion binding; serine-type endopeptidase activity. The record is from RefSeq and is a predicted model, not a curated record.